Molecule: messenger RNA, 1931 nt
Organism: Schistosoma rodhaini
Lineage: Eukaryota; Metazoa; Platyhelminthes; Trematoda; Strigeidida; Schistosomatidae
Source: the annotation of a GenBank genome assembly
AGUUUAGCGGUUUACACAGAUCGCUUGCUGUUCACGCUAACAUGGUUCGUAUCUGGUGUUGCGUAGUUUCUGAAUUAUUUCCUAGAAGCGUUGUGUUCCUACUUUUAGCUUGCAUGUCUAGUUAAGUUCCGGCCUCUGCCUAAUAUCAAUUUUCUUUAUGGCAGACAAAUUGAAUUUGGCAAUCCAAUGACAUCUUAGUAGUAAGAAGUCUUUUCACAGAUGCAAUUCGAUUUUCCCCCAUGUAUCUUAAAGUUGAGUUCAUAGUAAGUAAUGAUGUCCAUUUGUGACUUCUCACAUCGUCUUUGGCAUCACAAAUGGUCAUCGUGAGUUGAUUUAUUUCAUAUGUUGGUGACCGUUAGCCGGAACUACAGACAAUCCCGGCAACACGGAUAAUUAUCUGUUUUCGAUUCAAGUGACUGAUUUUUGUUAGACUGGGGCUAAGUGCUACACUACUGUAUAAAGACGAUCAAUUCAAGCCGUCUCAAAAACAAUAUUUUCGAAGUCUAGGCUGUUUCCUCAAGGCGCUUCAAAAUAGACACCAGGGUAUUUGUGUCGAGUAUGCGUCUAUCGUUUACUCCAUAACCUUAAGUUAGUUACAACGCACAUAUUCUAUGUUUGGUAAUUGCCGUUCCUGGCUUCGUGUAAAAUAACAUGUAGUGUAAUUUCUGUAACAAUUUUUCUUGGUCUUCCAGGCUGUUACAAGGCCCAUUGUCAAUGUUUAUGGAGUAAAUGGAGCAUCUACAGGCUCCACCAUUAAGAUGCCGGCAGUCUUCACUACCCCGCUACGUUUGGACCUUCUAAAUUUUGUCCAUGACCAAAUGCGUAAAAAUUCAAGGCAACCAUAUGCAGUCAGUUCAAAGGCUGGUCAUCAGACGUCUGCCGAAUCCUGGGGUACCGGAAGAGCAGUUGCCCGUAUUCCUAGAGUGAGAGGUGGUGGUACACACAGGUCAGGUCAAGGUGCUUACGGAAAUAUGUGUCGUGGUGGGCAUAUGUACGCUCCUACAAAGACAAUGAGACGUUGGCACAGAAAGAUAAAUAUUCAGCAGCGACGAUAUGCCAUAUGCUCAGCAAUCGCUGCAACUGGAGUACCGUCAUUAGUCAUGGCUCGUGGGCAUCGAGUUGACCGUGUUCCUGAGCUCCCACUUGUUUUAUCUAAGGAGGUCGAGUCCCUUAAGAAAACAAAAGAUGCUGUAAAAGUACUUAAGGCCAUCCGGGCUUGGCCUGAUAUUCAAAAAGUUUACAACUCUCAGAGAUUCCGUGCUGGUAAAGGUAAAAUGCGAAAUCGCAGACGAAUUCAGAAGCGUGGUCCGAUAGUAAUUUAUAAAAAAGAUGAUGGAAUAUCACGUGCCUUCAGAAAUAUUCCAGGUAUCACUUUGAUUAACGUCAAAGCCCUUAAUCUUCUUAAGCUAGCCCCAGGUGGCCAUAUGGGACGUUUAGCUAUUUGGUCGGACUCAGCUUUCCGUCAGUUGGACAAGCUCUAUGGCACUCGAAAAACAGGAAGCGUGAAAAAAUCUGGUUUCCACCUUCCCAUAGCAAAGAUGACCAACCCAGACUUAGGUAGACUUUUACAUUGCCGUGAAGUUUCCUCGGUCUUGAAAUCUAGGCGCAUGCACUUGCAGCGUCCAGGUCCUAAAGUCAAGAAAAAUCCAUUGAAGAACCAACAGGUAAGUUAUAAAAUGUAUUUCAACUUAGCUCAUAUCAUUUCUUGGACUUUUCAACUGUAAUGGCGUUCAUUUCCGAAUCUUUUCUAGGCGUUGCUAAAAUUGAAUCCAUUUGCACUUGGAGAAAAACACUUCAAGAUGGCCCUCGCGCGUGCCAUUAAGAACGGAAAACUUAAACGAAAAGCUGCUAACAAAGUUGACGAAGCUCCUCCAAAAGAAGCUAAAUGUGUAAAAGUAAAAUAAUGUCUUGAAAUACAGUUGUGAUGUUGG